AUGACUCCUGGUGGGGCUGUUUAUGCUGCUGUUGCCGCUGUCGUUGUUGCUGCAUUUGCUGUUGUUUUUACGGCUGCCGCCUCUGUCGCCUCUGCACGUGUUUACUUUGGCACUGCGUACUGGUGCUUAGUGGUGAUGGUGAUGGUGCUGAUGCUGUCCGUGAGCGCCUACGAUAAGUCGCUGUGUGCGUCCGUGUGUUCCCUUGCUGCCGCUCAGGGACCGCCUCCGCUUGUACACCCUGUCCCAUACUUGCACCUUGCAUCCUACCUAAACCCAACGAUCUGUUUACACCUGCCACACCCCACACCCUGUCAACACCCCACAUCCUGCCAACCCCCACGCCCUGCCAACACCCCACACCCUAACCAACACCCUGCCAACACCCCACACCCUGCCAACACCCACGCCCUGCCAACACCCCCACCCUGCCAACACCCCCACGCCCUGCCAACACCCCACACCCUGCCAACACCCCACACCCUGCCAACACCCCACACCCUGCCAACACCCCACGCCCUGCCAACACCCCACACCCUGCCCAACACCCCACGCCCUGCCAACACCCCACAGCCUAAAUGA
Messenger RNA from Penaeus vannamei (Pacific white shrimp), 579 nucleotides. NCBI's taxonomy places the organism in Eukaryota, Metazoa, Arthropoda, Malacostraca, Decapoda, Penaeidae. The record is from RefSeq and is a predicted model, not a curated record.